Messenger RNA from Fopius arisanus, 859 nucleotides. It is a transcript of the gene Sbat, whose product is annotated as LSMD1 domain-containing protein Sbat. Bases 271 to 606 code for a protein of 111 amino acids. Gene Ontology annotation, cellular component: NatC complex. The transcript is spliced from 2 exons. Gene Ontology annotation, molecular function: RNA binding. The record is from RefSeq and is a predicted model, not a curated record. Lineage: Eukaryota; Metazoa; Arthropoda; Insecta; Hymenoptera; Braconidae.
ACACCCUUGCCAUCAAAUUUCCUAACCUUCGAGAUAUCUCUGGAUUUUUGGAGAAAAAAACAUUACUCUUGUGCUCGUCUCGAAUAAAUUGUUAAUAUAAAUUUAAAAAUGGUGCAAUGAAAAAAAUGGAGUAUUUAGAGGACAUUAGGACAAAUUAAUAAAAUUCAAUUCUCAAGAUGAUUUACGAGGAUUAAUUGUACUGAAUAAGUGAUCAUUUUUUCUUCAAAGUUCAUCGAUACUUUUAUUUAAACAAUCAAUUAAUUGAAAUUAAUGACUGAAAUGAAAGAGGCGACGAAUUCUGUGACAGAUACCGAAUGUGUUCUGGGGAAUGGAGAGACAUCACCGGGGGAAGAGACCUCUGGCAAGCGAAAGCUGCGGUCCUGGUUGAAUCGGUUUUUGAGAAUAAAAAUGACUGAUGGGAGAGUCCUCACAGGGGCAUUUCUUUGCACAGAUCGGGAUGCCAACGUUAUUCUUGGCUCCUGCGAGGAAUUUCUCUCUGAAGAUCACACAGAGGCGAGGGCAUUGGGACUGGUUAUGGUUCCAGGACGUCAUAUCGUCUCGAUUCACCUCGACGCCUGGUGCAAUGAAAACGAGAAAGCAGCCUAAAAAAUUUUAUCAAUUCUAUUUUGUGAAUUUUUUGCAAGUCUUCGAGAAAAUUCUAAAAGUCUUCACAGAAUAUCCACACAACAGCAUUCAAAUAUAUUCUAAAAUUCUCGUACGAAUUCACUAAUGAAUAACAAAUUAUCACCGCUUUCCCAUCGAUAUCCCAAUAUUUUCUAUUUCUAGUCGAGAUUCAGUUCCUCUGGGACAUUUUCACUGUCCGCAUUCUCAGACUUCUCCCUCGUUUUAUCUGAAAUAA